Messenger RNA from Impatiens glandulifera, 1890 nucleotides. RefSeq lists its product as uncharacterized. Gene Ontology annotation, cellular component: chloroplast outer membrane. NCBI's taxonomy places the organism in Eukaryota, Viridiplantae, Streptophyta, Magnoliopsida, Ericales, Balsaminaceae. Gene Ontology annotation, biological process: chloroplast organization. The transcript has 7 exons. The coding region runs from base 90 to 1718 and encodes 542 amino acids. The record is from RefSeq and is a predicted model, not a curated record.
ACACUGUUCAUCUUCUUCUUCUCCAUUUAUAAUAUGACAAUGGCUUUACUUUUUUCUUAUGGGUUUCCUUUCUCAUACAGAUUGCAGCCAUGAAUAACAACAACAGAUCCGAUAUCCUUCUACCUUCAUCUUCUUCUUCUUCUUCUUCUCUACGACGACCUAUUUCUCAGUCACAGUCUCAGACCAAAACUCGCCCUUUCCCUCUUUCCUUCUCCAAUGCAACCAACCCGUCUCGCUUUAUUAAACCUUCUCCUUCCUCCUUCACUACUACUACUGCUAACAACAGGUUAAAGCAGCAGGACUUUAAUGGGGAAUCUGGGUUAAUAGCAACAAGACCCAAGUCAGCUCCUAGACAUACAUCAUCGAUUCGUAACCUACCAGCCGAAGAAAUCAAUAAACCCAGAACGCGCAGGGUUGUAUCAACUGUGAAUAAAUCAUUCGUCUCUCAUAAGAAACCCGGAGGAGGUGAAGAAGAAGAAGAAACUUUGGUCAACGUUGAUAAAAGCGAAGCCUUGAUUAGGGAUUUGCAAUCUCAAGUUUUGCAACUCAAAGCAGAAUUAGAGCAAGCCCAUAACCUAAAUGCAGAGCUUCAGUCCCACAAUGAAAAGUUAUCGCGGGAUCUUGCUACUGCUGCUGCAGAAGCCAAAGUUGCAUCUGCAACCAACGCCAUUGCUAGUACUCAUGAUAAUAAGGAAACCCACAACCAGAACACUAGAUUCAAAGACAUUCAGAAGAUGAUUGCUGAUAAAUUGCAGCGACCCAUAGUUAAAUUCGAUGCUGCCAAUGAUUCAAGUCAGAUUAAAAGAUCAGAACCCAAACAGCCGAUCCUUCUCCCCAUAAAUGCACCCAGAAAUUCUUUGUUGCCGCCUCCACCUCCGCCGCCUCUCCCAGUCCGACCAACUAUAAGACCAUCAACAAACAAGGUGGAACUUAUCUCAGCUGACCGGCGUUUAAAACAUACUGUAAACAAACCUGAAACUUCUUCCAGUGUCCACAAUAGCAUAGUUGGAGAAAUACAAAGAAGAUCCUCUCAUCUAUUGGCUAUUAAAGCUGACGUUGAGGCAAAAGGAGAAUUGAUAAACAAUCUUAUCAAGAAAAUACAUGAUGCUGCUUAUUCAGAUAUAAAAGAAGUGGUCAAGUUUGUCGAUUGGUUCGAUGGAGAGCUCUCAUCAUUAGCUGACGAACGGGCUGUGCUAAAGCAUUUCAAAUGGCCUGAAAGCAAAGCAGAUGCUUUACGAGAGGCUGCAGUAGAAUAUCGAUGUCUUGAUCUUAUACAUGAGGAAAUUUCAUCGUAUAAAGAUGACAAUAGUAUUGUUUGUGUAGUAUCCUUGAAGAAAAUGGCUUCUCUGUUGGACAAGUCGGAACAGAGCAUACAGAGAUUGAUUAAGCUGCGAAAGAAUGCUUUGAUCACUUACCAGCAAUUUAAAAUUCCAAUUGAUUGGAUGUUGGACACGGGAAUCAUUAGCAAGAUUAAGGUUGCUUCUGGGAGAUUGGCAAAGAUAUACAUGAAGAGAGUUUUGACAGAGUUUGAAUCUGAUCAUCGUGGAGGAAGAAGAGAAUUUACUCAAGAAGGGUUACUUAUUCAAGGUGUAGAUUUUGCUUAUAGGGCUCAACAGUUUGCGGGUGGACUAGAUUCGGAAACAUUGUGCGUGUUUGAGGAGAUGAGAAGACAUGUUCCUGGGCGUCUCCGAGGAAAUGCGGAAUUGUUAGCAUCAUAAGAUAGUCAUAUGUUUUUUCUUUCCGUUUAUAAUUAAUGGUUGCAGAAUUGUAAUUUUGUAGUGCACAAAAGAAAUGUAUGAUGUAUACCUACCAUAUGUUUUCCUCUUCUUUGUCACUUUGCAUAUAUAUUUUUAGUCAUGAAGACAUAAUAAUAAUAAUAAUAAUGUAUAC